UACUUUUUUAAGGGAAGAGGAGUAGGAAAGGAAAGCUAAACCUGCCGGAAAGUGCCCUGUGUCGAGGAGAAUGCGGUGAGGAAGUGUGUGCAUGCUCCUGAACCCUGAGAGCGCCUCAGUUCUGUAACCUUCGCCUCCCACUGGGUGGAGUAGGACUUUUAAGAGCAGCUGGAAUGCAGUUCCCCUGAUCAGUGUAGCCAGUUGUUGCUUGUCUGAACCUCUGCCAGUCCUAGAGAGCGGUACUCUGAGAUCAAACCCGGGGGCCUCGCUGUGUGCCCCUCUCCACAGCCCUUCCCGCCGGAGCAAGGAGAGCGUUCCCACCUGUCCAGCCAUGGGGGAGGACGCUACUCAAGCUGAAAAGUUCCAGCUGCGGGCUUCUGACCCGCGGCAGGAGAAGCCAGCCAGCUCCAGCCCGGUACCCUCCUCCACGCCGAGCCCCAGCCUGAACUUGGGGAGCACGGAGGAGGCCCUCCGGGACAAGUCGCAGGUGAACGCCGUGACGGUGCUCACGCUCCUGGAAAAGCUGGUGAACAUGCUGGAUGCCGUGCAGGAGAACCAGCACAAGAUGGAGCAGCGGCAGAUCAGCCUCGAGGGCUCCGUGAAGGGCAUCCAGAACGACCUCACCAAGCUCUCCAAGUACCAGGCCUCCACCAGCAACACGGUGAGCAAGCUGCUGGAGAAGUCCCGCAAGGUCAGCGCUCACACACGCGCUGUCAAGGAACGCAUGGAGAGGCAGUGCGCGCAGGUGAAGCGGCUGGAGAACAACCAUGCCCAGCUCCUCAGACGCAACCAUUUCAAAGUGCUCAUCUUCCAGGAAGCAAAUGAGAUCCCUGCCAGCGUGUUUAUGAAAGAGCCAGUUUCCAGCUCAGCGGAAGCGAAGGAGGAGCCUGCUGAUGAAAACAAGUCCCUGGAGGAAACCUUGCACACGGUGGACCUCUCAUCGGAGGAUGAAUUGCCCCACGAUGAGGAGGCCCUGGAAGACAGCACAGAGGAAAAAAUGGAAGAAAGCAGGGCAGAGAAAAUAAAAAGAUCCGGCCUCCGGAAAGUGGAUAGCCUCAAGAAGGCAUUUUCUCGCCAGAACAUCGAGAAAAAGAUGAACCAGCUGGGGACAAAGAUCGUAUCUGUAGAGAGGAGAGAGAAGAUUAAGAAAUCUCUCACUUCCAAUCACCAGAAAGUAUCCUCAGGGAAAAGCUCCCCCUUCAAGGUCUCUCCCCUCACUUUCGGUCGAAAGAAAGUCCGAGAGGGAGAAAGCCCAGCAGAAAAUGAGACCAAGUCAGAAGAGUUGCCUAGCAGUGACCAGAUGCUAAAUGACCACGAGGAGAGCUCGUUUGCGGAGGGUGCUUCAGAGGCGUCCCUCAACGGUGCCCUGGUGGAAGGGCAGAGUGCCGAGGGGGAUGCUGCGAGGGCGGCCUCGAGAGGGAGUAACACGCCCCUGGACAGCAACGUCGACUUGACUAUUGUGGAAGACAAAGAAGAAGAGUCGGUGGCCCUGGAACAGGCACAGAAGGUGCGCUAUGAGGGAGGCUAUGUGCUAGCCUCCGAGGAGGCAGAGCAGUCGGAUGAGGAACGGGUGCAGCCGGCUGUGCUGCAGGUGGACCAGACGGCCUGAGCGCCCAGCCUGCCGCGCCCGCAUGGGCUUCCGGCAAGUGGGCAGCCGGCCCGAGAAACGGAGGCCCGCUCGCUCGGUGCUGUUGCCCAGGAGGUGACGAAUCACUACCGAGAGCUGCACGCUCGUGACCACGAUCUACUAUGAAGGCAACCUGCCAGGGGCGCCAUUGCUAAUUUGUCCUUAGGUCUUUUUCUGUAGAAUUUCUCCAAGAUUGCCCGGAAGAAGAAAUAGAGCAGUUGAGAAACACUGGUCGAUUUGACUUAAUAAGAAAAACCAGAGGCUACUUAAGAUACUAGUCAAGAAAUAUGAUUCAUUUUUUAUCAUUCCAUAGGCUUGCUGAAUAGCGUACCAGUAAUAUAUUGAAUUUCCACAGAACUCUGAGAAUCUAAUUAGUCUUCAAGUGUGUGAUAUAUAACAUACAUAUGUAUUUAAGCUGAAGACAUUACUUUAUACUUUAAGAAGAAAACACUUUUUUUAAAAGGUAGAAGAUAAAGUUUAGUUGGAUAUUCACUUAACAGAAACCAUUGUUUCUUUGAAAAUGAAGGAAAAAUUGAAAGACAAUACUAUUCAGCUAAUGAAGUAAGAUAUGUAGAAAAGUUUGGACUAUUAGAAAAAGAGAAUUAAGAGGGAGAAGUUGGAAAAUAAGAGAAACAAAGAAUGCCAAAGAGAGUGAAGACAGAGGAAAAAGUAUGUGCUUAGAAGUAAAAUAUUUACAAUAGUGGUUCAAGUCUAACAAUACUAAAGUUCAUAUAUCCAGGAAUAAUAUGUUAUAGCUUCAUAAUAUUUUUAUUUUCUAAUAUUUUCAAAUGAUAUAAAAACAUUUUACUAUGUUAAAGCUGCGUUUUUUCUUAAUAAAUAAAAGAGAUGAAAAAUAUUUCUCUAAGGAAGUUCAAAAGGAUGUUGUCUCUUUAAUAUUGGAAUGAACAUAAAUCUUCAAAAUUAGUUAAUACAUACUGGCUUUUGUAGAAAGUUGGAUCAUACUAUUCUUUAAUGUAAUGGUUUCCAAAUUUGAAUUAAUGCUUACACUCCAAAUGAUGUAAUGUAGGUUAUAAGAUGUUAAAAAUCAACAGGUUUGGGAAGGAUUCUGUUUUUCCCUUUUUGUACGUAAUGGUAAUUUUAUUCCAGGUCAUAUUUUAUUUAUCUAUUAAUUUCACGGAAUAUGAAUAUGUUCUUAAAGCAUGCUAGUGUUUAUGUAAAAGUACACAUUUAUUUAGAUAGGGUAAUUUUUACUAACAUUCUACUAAAAUUCUGUUUUAUCUACUUUAAAUUACAGAAUGCUAAUGUUUUGAGAAAACUAUUAAAUUAUAGUUUAAGGACAGUUAUACCAGGGAGCUAAUUCCCAACCUUCAGUAUGUAGCACUCACUGUAAGCAACCUUACAAAUAGAGGUAGUCUAAGACAGUAGUAACAAACUAGGCCUUGUCUGGUAAAAGGGAUAGAAUUAACAAAUGUAUUGAUGGCGUAACCUCUACAGCUAUGUCCUUAUUUUGUGAUAAUGUACCCCGAAUAUUAGAUUGUCGAACUAACAAUGGCUGUGUUAAAGAAGACUAAAUAAACCAAAAAAUAAAAAAGUA
This is a messenger RNA of Equus quagga, 3182 nucleotides long. Its product is annotated as caveolae-associated protein 2-like. Gene Ontology annotation, molecular function: protein kinase C binding. Gene Ontology annotation, cellular component: cytoplasm; caveola. The transcript is spliced from 2 exons. NCBI's taxonomy places the organism in Eukaryota, Metazoa, Chordata, Mammalia, Perissodactyla, Equidae. Bases 332 to 1609 code for a protein of 425 amino acids. The record is from RefSeq and is a predicted model, not a curated record.